AUGGGCAACAGCCUGAAAGCCAUAGUUGCUUUUGUGCCCUCCGACGAGUGCCAGAAGUACCUCCUGGAAGACCUAGAAGAGAUGCCAGUGGAUAAAAUGGUGGACCUGAGCGGCAGGCAGCAGCCUCUGCACAUUUGCUCUUUUAGGGAACUGGUGAAGCUGUACCUGAGCGACAACAACCUGAACCAUCUGCCCCCCGAGCUGGAGCAGCUGCAAAACCUGCAGAUCCUGGCGCUGGACUUCAACAAUUUCAAAGCGCUGCCCCUGGUCGUGUGCACGCUGAAGCAGCUGUGCAUCCUCUACCUGGGCAACAACAAGCUCUGCAGCCUGCCCCUGGAGCUCCGGCUCCUGCAGAACCUCAAGGCCCUCUGGAUCGAGUCCAACUGCCUGCACUGCCUGCCCGAGGUGGUGUGCGAGCUCAGCCUGCUCAAGACCCUGCACGCCGGCUCCAAUGCGCUCCCCGCCCAGCUGCGGUGCCUGCGGGAGCUGCGCACCAUCUGGCUCUCGAGCAACCUGCUGUCCGAGUUCCCCCCCGUGCUCCUGGACAUGCCUUCUCUGGAGGUGAUCGACGUGGAUCGCAACUCCAUCCGGUUCUUCCCCAGCCUGGUUCAACUCCCCGGCCUGAAGCUGGUGAUCUACGACCACAACCCCUGCAGGAACGCACCCAAGGUGGCCAAAGGGGUGCGCAGGGUGGGGAGGUGGUCAGAGGAGAGCCCCGAACCCCGCAAGCGGUCCGGGGCGGUGGUAGAAAUCACGCUCAUUGAGAAACCAUCGCCGUCUCCUGCCACCAGGCUCGAGGCAGAAGCCGAGCCCUGCUGA
Molecule: messenger RNA, 819 nt
Organism: Pelecanus crispus (Dalmatian pelican)
Lineage: Eukaryota; Metazoa; Chordata; Aves; Pelecaniformes; Pelecanidae
Gene: LRRC10
Product: leucine rich repeat containing 10
Cellular component (GO): cytoplasm
Molecular function (GO): protein binding
Source: RefSeq, a predicted model, not a curated record